Cladocopium goreaui is the source of this 693-nucleotide messenger RNA. NCBI's taxonomy places the organism in Eukaryota, Dinophyceae, Suessiales, Symbiodiniaceae. The record is from the annotation of a GenBank genome assembly.
AUGUGGCCGUAUUUGCUGCCAUUGGCAUUUCUCUGCGCUGCGAAGAAAGCACGGCCACCCACCUUGGCCCCAGGUGAUGGCAGGAAACGCGAUUGGCCUGCUAUUGCUGGUCACUUAGAAAUGGAGUGGCUCAACGAGUCGCCUGACUGUGACCGUGGUGCUAGCCGUGAUGGUGAUGUGGUCGCUUUCAAACACAAAGGCUUUAUCGCGGAGUUGCCCAGUGGCAAAACAACGGAUGGCAAGGGGCGACCAUUGCAGGUGGGUUUGCAGAUGGAUUCCAACAUUGACCCAGAAACAAAGGAGGAUAAACCAUUGGAAUUUACUCUGGGAAGCCCUCGACUCAUUGUCGGUAUGGAAGCAGUACUUCGACAAAUGUGCGAGGGAGAAAAGGUCCGGGCAAAGAUUCCUGGGGCCUUGGCGUACAACACCCGAGCGGGCUUCUUACCCUAUGACACUGCAGUGCUCUAUGAGAUGGAGAUGGUUUCGAUCACACGAGGUGACGGCACGAUACCAGUCGAAACAGUCGAAAAACCCACCAGCACUCCUGCAGCAGGUGAAUCUAACUGGUCCUUGGCGCUCGUUCUGAUCCUUUUGCUGGGCAUGGUGGCAGGUGGUUUCUUUUACCUGCGCGCGCCAAAGACUGAGAAGGUCAAGGGGAAGGACGCCAAAAAGGAUGGCAAGAAGAAGCGCUGA